AUAAUACACACUCUGUCAUGUAGUUUGGCUAAAACUAGUGUAUUAUAAUUGAUUAAAAUGUGCUGACGCGACGCAUCCGGCUAACAGUGUUAGAAGUUUAGCACACUGUACAGUACUAACAUUGAGGUUUGGUCUGCACAGUGGAAGCUUUUAAAGAAAACCAAUGUGUCACCGUCUUCCAGUGUGUUUGUGCUUUUAUUUCAAUGGGCUCCUGUGUGGUUUGGUGAGAUGUGAACCUAAGCUCAGCUCCAGUGUUCCUCAGUGUGUUGUGUGUAAACAUCACGGGGUUUGGGGCAGAAACAGAAACUUUGCUGACUCCAGUGUUACACAGAGAGAUCUACAGGGACACUUAUACAGUUUAGCCUCCGAAGGUUAUCACUAAAGUGCGUGUGAAUGCAGAAUGCUGGACACGGUGACGGUGAGCUGGUUUGUGCCGCACAAUAACGGCACCCUGCCUCCAUCUAUAGAGAACACAUCGGUUCUGCCCACAUGGCCACCUCAGUCCAACAUCAGCCAACCACACGGCUGCCUGCGGAUUCUUUACGAGGAUAUCGGCACCUCCAGGGUGCGCUUUUGGGACCUGCUGUUGCUGGUGCCUAACAUAGCGUUCCUCGGGUUCCUGAUCUGGAAGCUUCCAUCAGCUCGAGCCAAGAUCCGGCUUACCUCCAGCCCCAUCUUUAUCACUUUUUACAUCCUGGUGUUUGUGGUGGCAGUUGUUGGAAUCACUCGAGCUAUUGUCUCUAUGACUGUGAGUGCAUCAAGUGCAGCUAUCAUCAUCGACAAGGUGCUGUGGGAGAUCACACGCUUCUUCCUGUUGACCAUCGAGCUCAGCGUCGUCAUAUUAGGACUGGCUUUCGGUCAUUUGGAGAGUAAGUCGAGCAUCAAACGGGUUUUGGCCAUAACUGCAGUGUUAGCACUGGCUUACUCGAUUACACAGGGUACACUGGAGAUUCUGUACCCAGAUCAGCAUCUGUCUGCCGAUGAUUUCAAUAUCUACGGUCACGGAGGGCGACAUUUCUGGUUGGCCAGCUCUUGCUUCUUCUUCCUGGUUUAUUCUCUGAUCGUUGUUCUGCCCAAAACCCCAAUCAGAGAAAGAAUAUCAUUACCAUCUAAGAGAAGUUUUUACGUGUAUGCUGCCAUCUUGUCAGUGCUGAAUAUGGUGCAGGGUCUGGGUAGUGCUCUGCUCUGUGCUGAUAUCAUAGAAGGCUUGUGCUGUGUUGAUGUCACAACAUUCCUUUAUUUCUCGGUGUUUGCUCCUCUCAUCUACGUAACAUUCCUCAAAGGGUUCUUUGGUUCAGAGCCAAAGAUCUUGUUCUCCUACAAGUCUCAGAUUGACGAGCCAGACGAGCCUGACGUGCACCUGCCUCACACUUCCUCUGCCGGCCUGGGCAGCAGGAAGGAGCUGGACCACAGCUCCUACUCUAGCACACAGAUAGACACUUCAGGGGCUUAUCUGGACGACGUAGUGUCUGGGCCCUUUGGAACCGGAAACAGCAUCAACAGCAUCGACAGUGACCGAUGGAGGGCCAUCAAUGCCUAGAGGAGGGAACAGGGCGGACUGGAGAACAGAGGGACUGGCCAUGUUUGACCAAUUAGUGACUGAGUUUCACCCAGUGAACUGCAUUCCCUUUAACACAACGACUAGGCUUUGGAUUUGAGCUCAGCUUGCAUGACAGCUCAGUAUAUGACAGUUUGUCUGUGCUCAGUCAAGAUCUUUUUUUCUUUCUUUUUUUUUACUAUUAUUUGUGCUUUUUAAAAACUCCUGCACACUCCGAGUUGUAGCACCAUAUUAUUUGUGCUUUUUAAAAACUCCUGCACACUCCGAGUUGUAGCACCAAUAUGUUUCAAAACCUGUUGAGUAUCUAGGUUACAAUUGAAGGAAUAGUCUUGACCUGAAAGCUUGGCUGUAAUUCAGCUCAGACAGGAUUAUCUGAAUGAUGAGUUACAGACAAUAGAAAAAUUUAGAUAUAUUGCUAUGACCUGUGCUUGGAUCUACUGCUUCUGUGUUCACUUGUAUUGUUUUAUUUAUUUUAGUGAUCAAGUUAGUUAUAUUUUACCCUGUUCUAUUUUCAUUCCAUUUGUAAAACAGACCAAGCAGCAUAAACAAGAUCUUGUCAUGUCAGCUUUUCGGUCCAUCAUGCUUUUUUUUCUGCAGACAUAGCCAGGCUUUAAUGGCCAAAAAUGUAUAUUUGAGUUUUUAAUCUUUGUGCAGUUUGUUUAAUAGUGAAAUCAUUGUCGAACUCUAAUAACAUGCCAGUGGCUUGCAUAUUUUACAUCACAAUAUGAAGGAUGUAUCAAUUUAUGGAUGGUGGCAAUACCAGAUAUUUUAUUUUCAUAGAAGGAAAGCUGGACAAUGUCCUCAGAUUUUUGUUUGUUUGUUUGUUUAUGUGGUUGUGUUUUUUUUUUUUUUUUUUGGCUGUGAAAUUUAUGCACACUACUCGCUUUAUCAAAAAUAAGUACAGAGACAGUAAACUGAGAAUAAUUUAAAGCACUCUAACACUUAAGAUGCUUUUAAAAUGAACAUGCUUUUUAAAACCAGGCCCUGCUUGGCAGUUACUAAAAAGACAACUUCUUUUUAAUCUAUUAGAAAUCUCCCUGAAAAGCUAGAACACAGUAACACUUCAUAAACGUAUAAAAUUGAGAAAACUGUAUUGUUUCCACAAAAUGCUGUCAUACAGUGUUCAUGAAAAGGUUAUUUUUUUCCAUGUAUGUACAUAGUUGCAGUAUGCUGUUGUCUAGAUCUUCCUGCCUAUAGUCAUAUAGUGUGUUUGCUGUGGAAGUGCACGCUGCACCUUGUGCCAUCCUAAAUCCAAACACUGGUUUUGUAAGAUUGUGACUCAUUAAAACUUGUUACUGUGUGAUAUGC
Clarias gariepinus (North African catfish) is the source of this 2866-nucleotide messenger RNA. It is a transcript of the gene tpra1, whose product is annotated as transmembrane protein, adipocyte asscociated 1. Gene Ontology annotation, molecular function: G protein-coupled receptor activity. Bases 401 to 1540 code for a protein of 379 amino acids. Gene Ontology annotation, biological process: G protein-coupled receptor signaling pathway. The transcript has 11 exons. NCBI's taxonomy places the organism in Eukaryota, Metazoa, Chordata, Actinopteri, Siluriformes, Clariidae. The record is from RefSeq and is a predicted model, not a curated record. Gene Ontology annotation, cellular component: plasma membrane.